Dendroctonus ponderosae (mountain pine beetle) is the source of this 1320-nucleotide messenger RNA. RefSeq names its product electron transfer flavoprotein subunit alpha, mitochondrial (gene wal). The transcript is spliced from 4 exons. Gene Ontology annotation, molecular function: electron transfer activity; flavin adenine dinucleotide binding. Gene Ontology annotation, cellular component: mitochondrion. The record is from RefSeq and is a predicted model, not a curated record. NCBI's taxonomy places the organism in Eukaryota, Metazoa, Arthropoda, Insecta, Coleoptera, Curculionidae. The coding region runs from base 189 to 1178 and encodes 329 amino acids.
CUCGAUGGUAUUUAUUCCAUGUUAAUAAAACUUUGUCUUCAUUAUGGUUUUGAUGGUUUGAUUGAUGGAUGGAUGAUAAGUUUAUUUUGAUUUUUGUACUUUGAACUGUAGAUUUUAAUCCCAGUGUAACUUUAUUUCGCAAUCAAACAGAAACAUUCAGUGGCUGAAGAAAACUAGCUCCUUGCAAAAUGUUUUCAAGACAUUUAACCACUAGAUUUACAGGACAAUUCCAAAGGUUUCAAAGUACCCUUUUGAUUGCUGAACAUAACAAUGAAAGUCUUCUACCAAUUACGCAAAAUGCUUUAACAGCAGCGAAGAAAUUAGGGGGCGACAUAUCAGUUUUGGUAGCUGGCACCAAAUGUGGCCCCGCUGCCGAACAGCUUGCCAAAGCGGAGGGUUUAUCAAAAAUCCUAGUAGCUGAAAGUGAUGUUUUUAAAGGUUUCACAGCAGAAAAUCUUACGGCUUUAAUAGUCGCUACACAAAACCAAUUUAAAUACACUCAUAUCAUUGCUGGGGCUUCAUCAUUUGGCAAAACCUUGCUGCCAAGAGUAGCAGCCAAGCUAGACGUGUCUCCCAUCUCAGACGUAAUUGGAAUUAAAUCACCGAAUACGUUUGUCAGAAGCAUAUAUGCUGGCAAUGCGAUUCAAACACUGGAAGCCAUUGAUCCAGUUAAAAUUUUGUCUGUAAGGGGAACAAGUUUUGAACCAGCUAAACUGGAAUCUGGAUCUGCGGCUGUUGAGAAAAUACCUGUUGAUGGUUGUGACACGCAAUUAACUAGUUUCAUUAGUCAGGAACUCAGCAAGUCUGAUAGGCCAGAACUUACUAGUGCCAAAGUAGUUGUUAGUGGCGGCAGAGGGUUGAAAUCAGGGGACAACUUCAAAUUGCUUUAUGACCUAGCUGAUAAAUUGAAUGCUGCUGUUGGGGCCUCAAGAGCUGCAGUUGAUGCAGGAUAUGUGCCAAACGACCUGCAAGUUGGCCAAACUGGAAAAAUUGUAGCACCUGAUCUAUACAUUGCUGUUGGUAUUUCUGGGGCAAUUCAGCAUUUAGCAGGCAUGAAAGAUAGCAAAACUAUUGUCGCUAUCAAUAAAGACCCUGAAGCGCCCAUUUUCCAGGUUGCUGAUUAUGGUCUUGUAGCUGAUCUAUUUAAAGCAGUUCCAGAAAUGACUCAAAAGCUAUAAUUAUUUUCUAGUCUUGAAAUUAAAAAUUUACAUAGUUAUAUAGUUUACUAACGUCAAUAUUUUCAAAAAUCUACGCUAUUUGAACUUUAUUAUUUUUAUCAAUUUUAUAAUUAUAUACUGUUUAAUAAAACGCAAACUCUUU